Molecule: messenger RNA, 4130 nt
Organism: Salmo salar (Atlantic salmon)
Lineage: Eukaryota; Metazoa; Chordata; Actinopteri; Salmoniformes; Salmonidae
Product: NADPH--cytochrome P450 reductase
Biological process (GO): response to hormone
Cellular component (GO): cytosol
Molecular function (GO): NADPH-hemoprotein reductase activity; flavin adenine dinucleotide binding; FMN binding
Source: RefSeq, a predicted model, not a curated record
AGAAAAAGAGGGAAUGGCUGAUAAAUAAACAACAAAAUGUACAUGGAUGAUGGUUACGCUAUUACUUGUUUGUUAUAUACAAUGUUGUCUCUCUUUCCUCUCUCCCUUUCUCUCUUUCUCGUUCUCCUCUCUCUCUUUCUCAUCUCCCUCUCCCUCUGCGUUAUCCCCUGUCUCCCCUCCGCACCACCAAAACCCCUUUGAAGGAAAUAUGCAGGAGGAGGAAAUGGCCCACAACUGAAGCUAUGAAAAUUCCAGGAAAAGGUUUUUGGGAGUGCAGGAAAAGGGAGAACUACCUUGGAGUUUCCUUGUGCUGGCUCUCAUUUCACUGUGGUCCUUUUUUGCUGGAGAAGAAGACACUGUCUUUGUGCACUCUUUUUGUCUUUGGUCUUCUACACAGCCCAUUUUGGACAUUUCCCCAGUGUGCCAGAAGACCCAACGGAUGCUCUUUCCCUUUGAAUGCUCUCCAAGGUGGAAAGUUGAGGCCAAAGUCCAGCAGUAUUCUCUGUUCAGCCUCUCUUCUGCGGAAGCCAUCCCUAAUUUGCCUUUUAGGGAGCAUGAAUGGAGCAGAGCUGUGUCACAAAUGGCAACCUUUUAUGAUAAAUUAGGUAACCAUAGUGAUACACUCACAGCUCAGGGGUUUGAAAUGUGCCUCAUUCAGCUCUGCCUUACCUCAUCUCGCUUUAAAAAGAAAAACUACAUAUUUAUGCUGUUAAUGGUUGCCAGGGUGACUCGGGUGGUCUAGUCCCUACAGACUGUAGAGGAAAAGAGGAGGGAUGUAGUGAGUGUGUCAGAGUGUUGGUGUGUGUGUGUGUGUGUGUGUGUGUGUGUGUGUGCGUGUGCAGGAGCAUGUCCGUUUUUUUUGCAUUGUAUGUGUUGUCGGCUGCUCUGCUUGAAGGGCUUUAAGGGAAAUGUCAUGCUAUUACUGUCAGUGCCUUCCCAGCCUUGCUGCCAGAUGUCAGUGGAGCCCAUGCUGAGUGGUGGUGAGAGCGGCUAACAGCAACACGUACAUCCAUGGCUCUGACUGCUGCUCUGAGGAAAACACAUGCCCUGGAGUUGCCUGGCCAGCCAGCGAGAGGCUUCUGUGGCUGAAUAACAACCAUGGCUGCCUGCGUGUUUUGAUUAAGAGAGUGCGCUCGGGUGGGGUGUGUGUGUGUGGGGGGGGGGCGUAUGUUCAGUGAGAGACAGAGUCGCUCCUGCAUCGGCAUAAUUCACUACGGAGAGGCCAGCCCUUAGUCCGUCCUGAGGGGGCUUCUUCCUCAACUGCUUUAUUGGAUUGUUUCCCACUGUGGAUCAGACAAGGGUUCUGUGGGGAGCUGGAGAACACUGCCUCUAGCCAUGGGAUGUGUGUUCCCUCUGCCCAAAGAAAGACAGGAAGCAGCAGCCAGAGUCACCCCACAGCGAGAAACCAGCUUCAUUGAGAAAAUGAAGAAAACGAACAGGAACAUGGUGGUGUUCUAUGGCUCCCAGACGGGCACAGCUGAGGAGUUCUGUGGCCGAUUGGCCAAAGACGCCCAGCGCUACGGAAUGAGCGGCAUGUCAGCUGACCUUGAAGAAAAUGACAUGUCAGAGCUGCCUCGUCUUGUGGAGAUCGACAACUCCCUGGCUGUGUUCUGCAUGGCCACCUAUGGGGAGGGGGACCCCACAGACAACGCUCAGGACUUCUACGACUGGAUGCAGGAGACCGAUGAGGAACUGAACGGAGUCAAGUUUGCGGUGUUUGGCUUGGGGAAUAAAACAUAUGAGCACUUCAAUGCAAUGGGAAAGUAUACAGACAAGAGACUGGAAGAGCUGGGUGGCAGGAGGAUCUAUGACCUGGGAAUGGGAGACGAUGAUGGCAACCUUGAGGAAGACUUUGUAUCAUGGAAGGAGCAGUUCUGGCCUGCUGUGUGUGAACACUUUGGGGUGGAGGCCACAGGAGAUGACACCAGCAUCCGGCAGUACGAGUUGGUGUUUCCAACUGACAUCAACAUGAAUAAGGUUUAUACUGGGGAGAUGGGUCGCCUCAAGAGCUUUGAGACCCAGAAACCGCCUUUUGAUGCUAAGAACCCCUACUUGGCCACGGUAGCGGUGAACCGCCAGCUGAACCAAGCCGGCGACCGACAUCUGAUGCAUCUAGAGCUGGACAUCUCAGGCUCCCAAAUCAGAUAUGACUCUGGAGACCACGUUGCUGUUUACCCCAUGAAUGACGUGUCAAUAGUGAACAGAAUAGGCCAGAUCCUGGACGCCGACCUGGACACUGUUAUCUCUCUCAACAACCUCGACGGGGAGUCCAAUAAGAAGCACCCAUUCCCGUGUCCGACAACGUACCGCACAGCUCUGACCCACUACUUGGACAUCACCAACCCCCCUCGCACCAACGUCCUGUUUGAGCUGGCCCAGUACGCCACCGACCCCAAGGACCAGGACAUCCUGCGCAAGAUGGCCUCCGCCUCCCCCGAGGGCAAGGGUCUGUACCAGAGCUGGGUGCUGGAUGCUCAGAGGAACAUCCUGGCUGUGUUGGAGGACAUGCCGUCCCUCCACCCUGCCAUAGACCACCUGUGUGAGCUGCUGCCCCGCCUACAGGCUCGCUACUACUCCAUCGCCUCCUCUGGCAAGGUGUACUCCAACAUGGUGAGCAUCUGUGCGGUAGUGGUGGAGUUCCAGACCAGCACAGGGCGGAGCUUCAAGGGAGUGGCCACCAACUGGCUGAAGAACAAGGUGGUGGUGACGGACAACGGCCACAAAGCCACCGUGCCCAUGUACGUCCGCAAGUCCCAGUUCCGGCUGCCCUUCAAGGCCAGCAAUCCGGUGGUGAUGAUUGGGCUCGGCACAGGCAUCGCCCCCUUCAUGGGUUUCCUCCAGGAGAGAGGCUGGAUGAAGGAGCAAGGGAAGGAUGUCGGCGAGACGAUACUGUACUUCGGCUGUCGCCACAGAAAUCAGGACUUCAUGUACCAGCAGGAACUGGAAGAGUUUGAGAAGGUGGGCGUGCUGACUCAGCUCAACGUGGCCUUCUCCAGAGACCAAGAGGAGAAGGUGUACGUGCAGCAUCUCCUGAAAAAGAACAAUGAACACCUGUGGAAGCUGAUCCAUACGGACAAUGCUCACAUCUACAUUUGUGGGGAUGCUCGGAACAUGGCGCGGGACGUGCAGAAUGCCUUCUAUGACAUUGCUGAGGAGGUGGGAGGCCUCACACACACACAGGCUGUGGCUUACAUCAAGAAGCUGAUGACAAAGGGCCGCUAUGCUCAGGACGUGUGGAGCUAAAGAAGAUGAAGCUAACGUUACAGCACACACUCACAAACCCCUGUUAACUAUUUCAUUCUGGUGGAGGGUGAGUGGUAACGGUAAACUAUUUUAAAUAGUUUUUGGAGGUCAGCACAUAAUCACUAAAUGGAAAGACGUAUGGAUGAAUGUUGUACUUAUUGUUUUGGUGUGUAAUCUUACUGACAGCAUUUUGUGGAGACUCGUGCUGAGAGGUAGUGCAAUUCAUUCAAGAUUCGUUGGGAAUGGUCUCAUACUCCAAAUUGACCCCUAACCCCCAGGCCUUUCAUGUACACUGAACAAAAAUAUAAACGCAACAUGUAAGUUUUGGUCCCAUGUUUCAUGAGCUGAAAUAAAAGAUCACAGAAAUGUUCCAUACACACAAAAAGCUUAUUUCUCUCAAAUUGUGUGCACAAAUUUGUUUACAUCACUGUUAGUGAGCAUUUCUCGUUUGCCAAGAUAAUCAAAAAGCUUAUUAAAAAGCAUGAUCAUUACACAGGUGCACCUUGUGCUGGGGUCAAUAAAAGGCCACUCUAAAAUGUGCAGUUUUGUAACACAACGCCACCACAGAUGUCUAAUCUUUUGAGGGAGCGUGCAAUUGGCAUGCUGACUGCAGGAAUGUCCACCAGAACUGUUGCCAGAGAAUUGAAUGUUAAUGUCUCUACCAUAAGUCACCUCCAACGUUGUUUUAGAGAAUUCCAACCGGCCUCAUAACCGCAGACCAUGUGUAACCACGCCAGCCCAGGACCUCCACAUCCGGCUCCUCCACCUGCAGGAUCGUUUGAGACCAACCACCCGGACAGCUGAUGAAACUGUGGGUUUGUACAACCAAAGAAUUUCUGCACAAACUGCCAGAAACCAUCUCAGGGAAGCUCAUCUGCAUGCUCGUC